Messenger RNA from Contarinia nasturtii (swede midge), 1026 nucleotides. RefSeq names its product ribosome biogenesis protein NSA2 homolog (gene Ip259). The transcript has 2 exons. Bases 134 to 913 code for a protein of 259 amino acids. Gene Ontology annotation, cellular component: preribosome, large subunit precursor; nucleolus. Gene Ontology annotation, biological process: maturation of 5.8S rRNA; maturation of LSU-rRNA. NCBI's taxonomy places the organism in Eukaryota, Metazoa, Arthropoda, Insecta, Diptera, Cecidomyiidae. The record is from RefSeq and is a predicted model, not a curated record.
CAUGGGUCGAGAAAUGUCAUUUGUAUUCAAUAUGUCUGCUUCCGGAUUCGGCCUUGUUCUUUUUAGUCGUGAUAUUCUGACCGUAUAGAAAUUGUUCAUCUAAUCGGCCAAACGGACACAAAAACACGACACAAUGCCGCAAAAUGAGUAUAUGGAUCGUCACCGUAAAUUGUACGGUCGACGGUUGGAUUACGAAGAACGAAAACGUAAACGUGAAGCUCGUGCACCACGUGAACGUGCAAAGAAGGCACAAAAAUUGCGCGGUAUCAAAGCGAAAUUGUUCAACAAAGAGCGUCGCAAUGAGAAGAUUCAAAUGAAAAAGAAGAUCCAAGCACACGAAGAGAAAAAGGUCAAGAAACAAGAUGAAAAAGUCGAAGAUGGUGCAAUUCCAACAUAUUUGCUUGACAGAGGUGUUCAAUCGAGUGCCAAAGUUUUAUCAAAUAUGAUUAAACAGAAGCGUAAAGAAAAAGCCGGCAAAUGGGAUGUACCGAUUCCAAAAGUUCGUGCCCAAUCCGAUGCCGAAGUGUUCCGUGUAUUAAAAUCGGGCAAAACAAGGCGAAAAGCAUGGAAACGUAUGGUUACCAAAGUCACAUUUGUUGGUGACAAUUUCACACGUAAACCACCGAAAUUCGAACGUUUCAUUCGUCCGAUGGCACUUCGAUUCAAGAAAGCACAUGUCACACAUCCAGAAUUGAAAGCCACAUUCCACCUGCCAAUCAUUGGUGUGAAAAAGAAUCCAAGCUCACCGAUGUUCACCAGUUUGGGUGUCAUCACAAAGGGUACGGUCAUCGAAGUUAACAUCUCUGAACUCGGUUUGGUUACACAAACUGGCAAAGUUGUUUGGGGUAAAUACGCCCAAGUCACAAACAAUCCAGAAAACGAUGGUUGCAUUAAUGCCGUUCUUCUUGUUUAGGCCAACCUUUUGUUCGUUGAUAUUUUCUCUAGUUUUAAGAUAUACACCGACCUCUUUGUACAAUAAAAUGAAUAAAACAAUUUCAAUCGAGAUAAUUGAAAUGAAAAAGAAGA